Molecule: messenger RNA, 2690 nt
Organism: Salvia hispanica
Lineage: Eukaryota; Viridiplantae; Streptophyta; Magnoliopsida; Lamiales; Lamiaceae
Product: calmodulin-binding protein 60 C-like
Biological process (GO): regulation of salicylic acid biosynthetic process
Cellular component (GO): nucleus
Molecular function (GO): sequence-specific DNA binding; calmodulin binding; DNA-binding transcription factor activity
Source: RefSeq, a predicted model, not a curated record
UGCGAUGCUUCGUUGAAACUCCCCAGAAACCUCUCUCCUCGUUCCCGGCAAUUUCAAUUUUUUUUCCCGCUUUCGGCUCCUUAUAUUCCCAUUUUUCACUGUCGGAAUCUUCUCACGUUCGCUUCAAUUUCACUCGAAAAAUUUCAGUCAGUUCAUGAUAAAUUAUCGGAAUUGGAUCGGAUCAGAUCUGAUCUGUAUUAAAAAACUGUUUAAUUUUCCCUGAAUUAAAUAGUAUUUUUGGAGGCGUGCAUUCCUUUUUCACAAUUUGAAAAUAAGGAAACUGUUGCGAAGAUGCAGAGGCAGUAUAUGGAAGGUAUGGCGGCGAGAGAGAAGCGGAGUUUGGAUCCGAGCGGUAGCGAGGAAGGUCAACCGGAUAGGAAACGACCCGCUCUCGCUAGUGUUAUUGUUGAGGCUCUUAAAGUGGACAGUCUACAAAAGCUAUGCUCAUCGUUGGAACCAAUUCUUCGCAGAGUGGUUAGUGAAGAGGUAGAGCGUGCCUUGGCAAAACUGGGCCCUGCCAAAUUAAAUGGAAGGGUUUCUCCAAAAAGAAUUGAGGGCCCUGAUGGUAGAAAUUUGCAGCUUCAGUUCAGGUCGAAGUUGUCGCUGCCUCUAUUUACGGGUGGAAAAGUGGAGGGAGAGCAGGGUACUGCAAUCCAUAUUGUGUUGCUAGAUGCAAAUACAGGCCAUUUAGUGACAUCAGGUCCAGAGUCUUCAGUCAAAUUAGAUGUUGUUGUGCUUGAAGGUGAUUUCAACAAUGAGGAUGAUGAUGACUGGAGUCAGGAAACAUUUGAGUCUCAUAUUGUGAAGGAGCGAGAGGGAAAGCGGCCGCUGCUUACUGGAGACUUGCAAGUGACCUUAAAGCAAGGUGUUGGUACUAUUGGGGAGCUGACAUUCACUGACAACUCUAGUUGGAUUCGGAGCAGAAAAUUUAGACUUGGUCUGAAAGUUGCCUCUGGUAUUUGUGAAGGCAUUCGAAUCCGAGAAGCCAAAACAGAUGCCUUUACUGUCAAGGAUCACAGAGGGGAAUUAUACAAGAAACAUUAUCCGCCGGCACUUAAUGAUGAAGUUUGGAGAUUGGAGAAGAUUGGUAAAGAUGGGUCGUUUCAUAAGAGGCUUAAUAAAGCUGGAAUAUUUACAGUGGAAGACUUCUUGCGACUUGUAGUGAGAGAUCCACAGAAACUUCGACAUAUACUGGGAAGUGGAAUGUCAAAUAAGAUGUGGGAUGUUCUCGAACAACACUCAAAGACAUGCGUCUUGGGUGGAAAACUCUAUGUGUACUAUCCUGAUGAACCAAGAAAUGUAGGAGUCAUAUUCAAUGAUAUCUAUGAGUUGAGUGGUCUAAUUGCUGGUGGACAGUAUCAUUCAGUUGAUUCCCUUUCUGACAAUCAGAAGGUCUUUGUUGAUACAUUAGUGAAGAAGGCAUAUGACAACUGGACGCAUGUCAUAGAAUAUGAUAGCAAAUCUUUUCUGGGUUUCGAUCAAAAUAAGAGUCCAGAUGCUCAAAAUGAUCACAGGAUUCAAUCGCAAUAUCAGCCUAAUUCUUUUGAUCACCUUACUCUACCUACUCUCCCAGCAUCAGAUCAUGUUGAACAUAGUCCUGUCACCCCUGGACUGGCUACAAGAGCUCAUCAUGAAAAUGUUGGAAAUCAGUUUCCUACUCAACCGCACAAUAUGAAUCUCAAUGUUUCUAUGCAAUUGGAGAGCCCUUCAUAUCCUCCUAACCAGCUCAUGAGUACAAUGCAACAAUCUCAGCCAUCUGGAAAUGAUAACAUGCUCGCACUUGGUCCACCACUGUCAACCUCUCCUAGCUUCCCUACCAGUGUCACACCUAAUCUUACUUCCUAUAGGGCACUAGAGGACAUCCCUGAGGAUGAAAUUCGUGUAAGAACUCAUGAAAUGCUUGAAAAUGAUGAUAUGCAGCAUCUACUGCGCAUGUUUAGUAUGAAUGGGAAUGGUCAUGCUUCUUUCAACUCCAACGAACAAGGUUUUCCAUCCUCAACUUACAACCCAUUCUCACCUCCAAGCUUCAGUUUCGGUGAGGACCGUACACGUUCAUCUGGAAAAGCUGUUGUAGGGUGGCUCAAACUUAAAGCGGCUCUAAGAUGGGGCAUUUUCAUCAGAAAGAAAGCUGCUGAGAGAAGGGCCCAACUUGUGGAGUUGGAUGAUUUCUAAAUGCUAAUCUCACUCUUUUGCCAUUUCUAGAGUUCAUCCAUGGUCGAUAUCUGUGCCCUAUCUGAGGGCAAAUGGUUCUUCCAAGGACUUGAUAACACGUGCGGAGCUCUGUGGUUGUUCUACUUGUUUGUUCGAAUUGCUAGGCUGGUUGGCUUGCCAUACAAAUGGUAUAACGUCCUAACUUCAUCGGAUAUAGCUUAGAAGGCUGACACCUGACCGAAUCAAAAACAACCGUGGAAGCUAGAGGAUUGGCAAAUUCAAAAGGCAGGCUUUUUUCUUCGUCGAGGUGGAUGGUAUGUUUGUUUGUUCGUUAUUUCUCCAAGUUUUUGGUGUCUCAACUCUCAUUCAACGUUGUAAGUGCUCGAAUAACAGCCUUUACGACUUGGGAUGUAUUUGAGCGUAGAGCUCAAACAGUGUGAUCUUAUGUUGUAACUAUAUUUUUUUUUUGCAUUUUAAAUUUGGUUUUCAUGUUGUAUUCCAAAUCUGAAGCCUAUAAAAUUAUCAUCAUUUUCACUUUA